Messenger RNA from Pteropus alecto (black flying fox), 2892 nucleotides. RefSeq names its product heat shock protein 90 alpha family class A member 1 (gene HSP90AA1). Gene Ontology annotation, cellular component: protein-containing complex; nucleus; perinuclear region of cytoplasm. NCBI's taxonomy places the organism in Eukaryota, Metazoa, Chordata, Mammalia, Chiroptera, Pteropodidae. The transcript is spliced from 10 exons. Gene Ontology annotation, molecular function: ATP hydrolysis activity; ATP-dependent protein folding chaperone; ATP binding. Gene Ontology annotation, biological process: cellular response to heat; protein folding; protein stabilization. The record is from RefSeq and is a predicted model, not a curated record. Bases 37 to 2238 code for a protein of 733 amino acids.
ACUGCGGGGUUGAGACUCGCGCGGUGUCCUCUGCAGAUGCCGGAGGAGACCCAGACCCAAGACCAGCCGAUGGAGGAGGAGGAGGUUGAGACGUUUGCCUUCCAGGCAGAGAUUGCCCAGUUGAUGUCAUUGAUCAUCAAUACUUUCUACUCGAAUAAGGAGAUCUUCCUGAGGGAGCUCAUUUCAAAUUCGUCGGAUGCUCUGGACAAAAUCAGAUACGAAAGCUUGACAGAUCCCAGUAAGUUAGACUCCGGGACAGAGUUGCACAUUAAUCUCAUUCCAAACAAACAAGACCGGACCCUCACCAUUGUAGACACUGGAAUUGGAAUGACCAAAGCCGAUUUGAUCAAUAAUCUUGGUACCAUCGCCAAGUCUGGGACCAAAGCGUUCAUGGAAGCUUUGCAGGCCGGUGCCGACAUCUCCAUGAUUGGCCAGUUUGGUGUCGGGUUUUAUUCUGCCUAUUUGGUUGCUGAAAAAGUGACGGUGAUCACCAAACAUAAUGACGACGAGCAGUAUGCCUGGGAAUCUUCUGCAGGAGGGUCCUUCACAGUGAGGACUGAUACAGGGGAACCUAUGGGUCGUGGGACAAAGGUGAUCUUGCAUCUGAAAGAAGACCAAACGGAGUACCUGGAGGAGAGGAGGAUAAAGGAGAUCGUGAAGAAGCACUCCCAGUUUAUCGGCUACCCCAUCACGCUCUUCGUGGAGAAGGAGCGCGACAAGGAAGUCAGUGAUGACGAGGCUGAAGAAAAGGAGGACAAAGAGGAAGAGAAAGACAAAGAGGAAAAGGAGUCCGAGGACAAGCCGGAAAUAGAAGAUGUCGGCUCUGACGAGGAGGAGGAGGAGAAGAAGGACGGCGACAAGAAGAAGAAGAAGAAGAUCAAGGAGAAGUACAUGGACCAGGAGGAGCUGAACAAGACGAAGCCCAUCUGGACCAGAAACCCCGACGACAUCACCAACGAGGAGUACGGGGAAUUCUACAAGAGCCUGACCAACGACUGGGAGGACCACCUGGCCGUGAAGCAUUUUUCAGUGGAGGGACAGUUGGAGUUCAGAGCUCUUCUUUUCGUUCCGAGGCGCGCUCCCUUUGACCUGUUCGAGAACAGAAAGAAGAAGAACAACAUCAAGCUGUACGUCCGCAGAGUGUUCAUCAUGGACAACUGCGAGGAGCUGAUACCCGAGUAUCUGAAUUUCAUCAGAGGUGUGGUGGACUCUGAGGAUCUCCCUCUAAAUAUUUCUCGGGAGAUGUUACAACAAAGCAAGAUUUUGAAAGUUAUCAGGAAGAACUUGGUCAAGAAAUGCUUGGAGCUCUUCACCGAGCUGGCAGAAGACAAGGAAAACUACAAAAAGUUCUACGAGCAGUUCUCGAAAAACAUGAAGCUGGGAAUACAUGAAGAUUCGCAGAACAGGAAGAAGCUCUCGGAGCUGUUACGAUACUACACCUCUGCUUCAGGCGAUGAGAUGGUUUCCCUCAAGGACUACUGCACGAGGAUGAAGGAGAACCAGAAGCACAUCUACUACAUCACAGGUGAGACCAAGGACCAGGUAGCUAACUCGGCCUUCGUGGAGCGCCUGCGCAAGCACGGCCUGGAGGUGAUCUACAUGAUCGAGCCUAUCGACGAGUACUGUGUCCAGCAGCUGAAGGAGUUUGAGGGCAAGACGUUAGUGUCAGUCACCAAAGAGGGCCUGGAGCUUCCAGAAGACGAAGAAGAGAAGAAGAAACAGGAAGAGAAAAAAACAAAGUUUGAGAACCUCUGCAAAAUCAUGAAGGACAUCUUGGAGAAAAAAGUAGAAAAGGUGGUGGUGUCAAACCGAUUGGUGACAUCCCCGUGCUGCAUUGUCACAAGCACAUAUGGCUGGACAGCAAACAUGGAAAGAAUCAUGAAAGCUCAAGCUCUGAGAGACAACUCCACCAUGGGUUACAUGGCAGCAAAGAAACAUCUGGAGGUAAACCCCGACCACUCGAUCAUCGAGACCUUGAGGCAGAAGGCAGAGGCUGACAAGAACGACAAGUCUGUGAAGGACCUGGUCAUCCUGCUCUACGAAACGGCGCUCCUGUCGUCCGGCUUCAGUCUGGAGGACCCCCAGACCCACGCGAACAGGAUCUACAGGAUGAUCAAACUGGGUCUCGGUAUUGACGAGGACGACCCCGCUGCCGACGACAGCAGCGCUGCCGUCACCGAAGAGAUGCCGCCCCUGGAGGGGGACGACGACACGUCGCGCAUGGAAGAAGUAGACUGAGCGCCGGAGCCGCCGUGCUCACCGGGACACUUGACCUUGGUUUCCUUUGAUGACAUGUUUUCGAGGAUUUUUUUUAUUUUUGUUAACAUUUUAAAACCCUGUAUGGCAUGACAACUACUUAAAGGACAGAUAAGAUUUCUUUCUUACGUGUACGAUGCUGUGAUCCCUUACGCACUAAGCUAGUUCCCCUUCCUGGUUUCACGUUGGCUCAUUUUAACGGAGGGGGUUAUGUUCGGGGGGUGUGCGCUCACGUUAACUCUGUGGACCUACAAUAUCUAGCUGUCAAGCGGAUUCCUUAUUAGACCAAACCUUUUGUCACUGACGUGUGCUAAAAUAUACCGUGAUGUUUAAAAGAAAAACAGUGCUUAAAACGUUCAUCUGCUAGGAUCUUUUUAAACCUUCCAUUCCCUGUAGUUAUCCACUGCAUGUAUGGUCUCUAGAAGUUAGUAUGUCACACUGAACCAGCCUGAGGGGAGUGUCCCUAGAGCUUGUUUUCCAAAGAACAGUACUGUUUAGCAAAAAUAUAAGCCCACCCAGGCGUAUUGUAAAGCCCUUUGAAAGUCAGUAGAGCAGGCUUUGUGAACGAAAUGGUAGUGUUCAAGUCACAUUCUGCUUCAAAAGGUUAUUACAAAUACAGAUGAAUUAAAAAGCUUA